Vicia faba (fava bean) is the source of this 450-nucleotide messenger RNA. The record is from the annotation of a GenBank genome assembly. NCBI's taxonomy places the organism in Eukaryota, Viridiplantae, Streptophyta, Magnoliopsida, Fabales, Fabaceae.
AUGCAUUAUGUGAAUGGCAGCCUGCUAAGUACACCAGCAGAUAUUGAAAAUGAAAAUAUAGAAUUUUACAAAUCUUUAGUGGGCUCAAAAGCUAAUGUUCUGCAAGGUAUUGAUUUGCCGGCUAUCCGCAAUGGUAAGUUUAUAUCUCCAAAGGAAGCUCAUCGAAUCAGCUGCCCCAUAGAAGAUAAUGUAAUUUGGACAACUUUGAAUUCUAUUGGCGAUAAUAAAGCUCUGGGGAUAGAUGGUUAUAACGCAUUCCUCUUUAAAUCCUCCCGGGAUAUUGUUAAGAAGGAUGAUAAAGAUGAAAUAUUGGAAUUCUUUGAGACUGGUAAAAUUUUGUUGGUAGUAUAUUGCUCUCUCGUUGCUUUAAUUCUGAAGACUCCGGAGGGAAAUACUAUUAAAGACAUGCGCCCUAUUGCUUGUUGUACUACAAUUUAUAAAAUUAUAUAA